Cutaneotrichosporon oleaginosum is the source of this 981-nucleotide messenger RNA. RefSeq lists its product as uncharacterized. The record is from RefSeq and is a predicted model, not a curated record. NCBI's taxonomy places the organism in Eukaryota, Fungi, Basidiomycota, Tremellomycetes, Trichosporonales, Trichosporonaceae.
AUGUCCAGCUCCGACACCUCAUAUCCUCCAUGCACCCCCCCGGGUGAGGCCGGAGACCUAACCCCACUGGACCAGCAUCCGAACGCGAUCCGCGACCCUCCCUCACCUAGUGAUUUUCUGCUACACCCCAAGCGGGCCCGGUUCGGCGCCGGGGGAAACCUCUCGCUGCUCGAGAAGUGCAAGAGCCCGCCCCUCCACACUGUGGGAACCCCUGUGCGCCCCAUCCCUCGGCAGCGCAACCCACCGUACGACUAUAAGUCCAAGCGCCCAACCACUGCGUCGUCUUCUACUCGUUCCACCAUCCAGCAGCGCCACCAUGUUGUCCUCGCUCCGAUGCGCCGUCUCGACGUGAGCGAUGGCGAGGACCAAAGUGACGAUGACGAUGACACCAAGAUUGGCGUGGAAAAGGACGAGGAUGACGUGGGCAAGAAGACUCAAGACUUAGCGGCGGCCGAGCCUGGGAACGACGAUCACAACGAUGACGAUACCCCCCUCCGUGAGGCCACACCUAGCGAGGCAACAGUGGAACUGGACGACGACUACGUUCCAAUCAACAGCGUUCGCACUCGCGGCUCCAAUCGCCACAAGACCACACGCAAGGUCAACAAGGAACCUGCUCAAAAGACCACCAAAGCCAAGGCUACUGAGGCAACCAAGGCUGCCGCCACCAAAACCAAAUCAGCAACGACUAAGAAGGCCAAGCUUUCGAAAGGCGCUGCGGGUGAGCGCCGCAUGUCUCAAAACCGGUGUGCUCAGAAGAAAUACCGGGACAAGAACAAGCGCCUCGCUGAUCUGCGUAUCAACUUUAACCUUGCCGCCAUCCGUGUGAGCCGUGAAUACGAGGCUGGCGAUAUCACGUCUGAAGACGCUAUGGAGCAGCUGAUUACUGCGUCCGACCACUUUCGUGCGGACAUGGCCGCGACGUGCCCUGCGACCGGGCAGCAACUUGAGGAGGACAUCCUCAAAAUGGAUAAGGCGUGA